AUGCGCGAAAUCGUUCAUCUCCAGACCGGCCAAUGCGGCAACCAAAUUGGCGCUGCCUUCUGGCAAACAAUCUCUGGCGAGCACGGCCUUGAUGGCUCUGGGGUCUACAAUGGCACCUCAGACCUUCAGCUUGAGCGUAUGAACGUCUAUUUCAAUGAGGCGUCUGGCAACAAAUUCGUCCCCCGUGCCGUCCUGGUCGACUUGGAACCUGGCACCAUGGACGCCGUUCGCGCCGGUCCUUUCGGCCAGCUUUUCCGCCCCGACAACUUCGUUUUCGGCCAAUCCGGCGCUGGAAACAACUGGGCUAAGGGCCAUUACACUGAGGGUGCUGAGUUGGUGGACCAGGUCCUUGACGUUGUUCGCCGUGAAGCCGAGGGAUGCGACUGCCUCCAGGGCUUCCAGAUCACCCACUCCCUAGGUGGUGGAACUGGUGCCGGUAUGGGCACGCUGUUGAUCUCUAAGAUCCGCGAGGAGUUCCCCGACCGCAUGAUGGCCACUUUCUCUGUUGUGCCAUCCCCCAAGGUGUCCGAUACCGUUGUCGAGCCGUACAACGCUACCCUCUCCAUUCAUCAGUUGGUCGAGAACUCUGAUGAGACCUUCUGCAUUGACAAUGAGGCUCUGUACGAUAUCUGCAUGAGGACUCUUAAGCUGAACAACCCAUCCUACGGCGACCUGAACCAUCUGGUUUCCGCUGUCAUGUCGGGCGUCACCACCUGCCUGCGUUUCCCUGGUCAGCUCAACUCCGAUCUCCGCAAGCUGGCUGUCAACAUGGUUCCUUUCCCUCGCCUCCAUUUCUUCAUGGUCGGCUUCGCCCCUCUGACCAGCCGUGGCGCCCACUCCUUCCGUGCCGUUACCGUGCCGGAAUUAACCCAGCAGAUGUUCGACCCUAAGAACAUGAUGGCUGCGUCUGAUUUCCGCAACGGUCGCUAUCUGACCUGCUCUGCCAUCUUCCGUGGCAAGGUCUCCAUGAAAGAGGUCGAGGACCAGAUGCGUAACGUCCAGAACAAGAACUCCUCCUACUUCGUUGAGUGGAUCCCGAACAACGUCCAGACCGCUCUUUGCUCUAUCCCCCCGCGUGGCCUCAAGAUGUCCUCCACUUUCGUCGGCAACUCGACCUCCAUCCAGGAGCUGUUCAAGCGUGUCGGUGACCAGUUCACUGCUAUGUUCAGGCGUAAGGCUUUCUUGCAUUGGUACACUGGCGAGGGUAUGGACGAGAUGGAAUUCACUGAGGCUGAGAGCAACAUGAACGACUUGGUCUCCGAGUACCAGCAGUACCAGGAGGCUGCGGUCUCCGAGGAAGAGGAGGGAUACGAUGAGGAGGCUCCUCUCGAGGGCGAGGAGUAA
This is a messenger RNA of Mytilinidion resinicola, 1344 nucleotides long. Its product is annotated as beta-tubulin. Gene Ontology annotation, biological process: mitotic cell cycle; microtubule cytoskeleton organization. Lineage: Eukaryota; Fungi; Ascomycota; Dothideomycetes; Mytilinidiales; Mytilinidiaceae. Bases 1 to 1344 code for a protein of 447 amino acids. The record is from RefSeq and is a predicted model, not a curated record. Gene Ontology annotation, molecular function: GTP binding; structural constituent of cytoskeleton; GTPase activity. The transcript has 8 exons. Gene Ontology annotation, cellular component: microtubule; cytoplasm.